Molecule: messenger RNA, 1639 nt
Organism: Pichia membranifaciens NRRL Y-2026
Lineage: Eukaryota; Fungi; Ascomycota; Pichiomycetes; Pichiales; Pichiaceae
Exons: 1
Coding region: 174-1568 (464 amino acids)
Cellular component (GO): cytoplasm
Molecular function (GO): sphingomyelin phosphodiesterase activity
Source: RefSeq, a predicted model, not a curated record
CAGGUAGUAUCUUUGAAACUCUAGUAGACAGAUUAUAAAUUACUCAGCCUAUGCAAUCGACUACUUCACUCAGUGACCUGAGGGAGACGAACAAGCUUCAGUCUCGGAAGGACGGCCACAAAUAUCUUCAGGACAAUAAGAUGAAACUUGUUCACACAGACUCGCUGAGCACCAUGGCGCUCUCUGAUAAUGGAUCAGGCGCUGUAAACACUUUUAAGCUACUGACGUUUAAUACGUGGGGCUUGAAAUAUGUUUCAACAUUUAGAAAAGAGAGACUAGUUGCCAUUGCCGAUCGGUUGGCAAAAAGUGAUGUCAAUCUGUUCACGUCUUCAACAUCACCACCAUCGAUAGUAGCUGGCACUUCUGCUCCAGUUGCCGUAUCACCCCCAUCAUCAUCAUCGGAUGUGGAUGAUUAUGACAUUGUGGCACUACAGGAAGUUUGGUCGAAGGAAGAUUGGGAAUAUCUAGACCGGGUUUGUGCAGCUAAAUAUCCAUUUCGCAGAUGGUUUUCAUCGGGAAUUUUAUCGGGACCCGGGUUGGCAGUUUUGUCUAAGUUUCCAAUUAAAAAGACGUUUUUGUACAGGUUUCCAGUUAACGGACGUCCAUCGGCAUUUUUUAGGGGCGAUUGGUACGUCGGGAAAAGCGUGGCCGUGACAAUCUUGGUUUUAUCUGAUGAGACAACAGUUGCUCUCCUAAAUUCGCACAUGCAUGCACCAUAUGCAGCCAGCGGAGACGCAGCGUAUGAGGCUCAUAGAUCGUGUCAGGCUUGGGAAAUAUCUGUUAUUGUGGAGGAACUUAAAUUAGCAGGCCACGCGGUGAUAUUGGUCGGUGAUUUGAAUUCGAGACCGGGAUCUUUGCCCUAUAGAAUAUUAGAGAUAGAUGCAGGUUUGAAAGACAGCUGGGAAUUGUUAAAUGGUCAAACUGACUUGGAACUGGUGAAAUCAAUGGAUCCUUGGGAACAAAUAAUUCGAGCAGCCACCACCUGCGACUCGAUACUCAACACCUGGAGAGCGCAUCGGAGACCUGACGAGGCCUGCAGGUUAGAUUAUGCUUUGAUUGACUCAAACUUACUAGAACCUGUGCAAGCUAGCGUCCGAUUUACGGAGAAGAUACCAAGCAUUGGGUCGUAUUCAGACCACUUUGCAUACUCGGCAACCUUCCGGUUCAAGAAAAAAGUCAUUAGUGACUCUGAGGCUACUGCUACAACCGUCUUAGCUACCUCCAGAAGUGGUUCAAAUGAGAAGUUGUUACAGGUAUACUUUGAUUUGAAAGACCUUGUCAGCGAAUACAUGGAGACUACCUUGGUUUGGCAGAGGAAAUGGAGAAUGUGGCAUUUUGUGAUUUCCUUUGCUGUGACGUUGGCCUUCCUUCCUGUCAUCACAGUGGUAUCCUACCGUGCACCGUGGUCAUCCAUCCUCUUUUACUUUUUUGGCUGCAUCAUUUUUGUGACCGGGGUAGUAAACGGAAUGAUCUCUUUCUUAUUUGGCCGAUACGAGCUUCGGAACAUGAGGGAGUUGAUUCUCGAGGUAGAUGACCGACUAAACUACGUAAAGGCUUUUGGGCAGUGAGUUACAGGUUCUCCGCCUCUGUUUAUAAAUGAGACUUGUAUAAUUGUGAUAUUAACCAUGAGCGAUAAACU